AGAGAACUAAAGCUCCUACUUUUCAACAUUCUCUCUCUCUUUCUCUCAAGAAGGAUGGAGAGGAAUGAGAGAGAGACUCGCGACUUCAUGAACGUGGAGUCUUUCUCUGAGCUGCCCUUCAUCCGUCCGGCUAAAGAAAAGGGCAGCGGCAGCGCCAUAAGGCUUUUCGGCAAAGAAUUUGGAGGUGGCAGCAGCAUUGAUGAUGGAGAGAGCAAGAGCACAGAGACAAGCAGCAGGAAGUUCGAAUGCCAUUACUGCUGCAGAAUCUUUCCCACCUCCCAAGCUCUUGGCGGCCACCAAAACGCCCACAAGAGGGAACGCCAGAACGCCAAACGCGCCCAUCUGCAGUCGGUUAUGGUCCAUGCUGGCAUAUCAGAUGAUCAUUACCGCCUCAUCAACUACACCCGCUUCCGAUCAGCUCCACCACCUCUUCCUCCACCCUAUCAUUCUUGGAACAGCACCAGACCACACUCCUCAUACCAUCACCCACAGCCACAGCCUAUCAAUGGCAGCCCCUUGGGGUUGUGGCGGCCGUCUCCUUUUCCUUCUCUACCCACACACCAUCGCCAGAUUCCAUUGCUAGAUUCCAAGACUGAGAAGUUGAAUCCAUUGUCAACAAUAACUAGUGCUGCUGCUCUUGGCUCUCAGAGCCGGUUCACAUUCGAUGCAAAGCCUGCCAUGCAAGAUCAUGUGAGUUUGGAUUUGCAUCUCUGAUGAGUUUUCUCCAUAUAUUCUGCAGGGACAUACUCUAUAUUAAUAUAGUUUCUUCACACAUACAUAUCUAUGUGUUGCUAUAUUGUAGAUUAUGUCAGUGUCAGUUUAAUUUCGAAUAAAUAUAGUUCAAGAAUUGCAAUGGAGUUGAAGAAAUAAGAACAGCAGCUAGCUAGCUAGCUAGAAACAGACCGUUGGUGUUAAUCAAUAGACAUUCAUCACAUUAUUCUGUUAAGUCGGUCAUAUUAGUAGCAAGAAAAGGUCUCUCUUUCAUGUCUUGGUGGAUUAUUUAAUUGGAGUCACAAACCAAACCACCACUAUAAAUUGUAGCAGCACUCAAGGCAAGAAUUAAUAGAGCAGCUGAAAUGAAUAUAAGGUAGGGAUCAUCAAAGCUUUAAUGAUGUUAAGACAUAUCUAGUUGAAGAUCUGGUGUACCAUCCAGCUUUAACUGAUGAUGUUAUAACAUAUCUAGAGAAGAUUUCGGAUGAAGACUUUUGCCACUUGCUACCUCCAAAUGAUCUUGAGACCACUUAUCUUAAUUUUUAUGUUAAAGUAGGCCCCUAACUGUCAUGCUCAAUGUACUAGAUAUUAAAGAUCAAUAUUAGUUGUGUACUAUGUA
Messenger RNA from Salvia hispanica, 1330 nucleotides. RefSeq names its product zinc finger protein GIS-like. Gene Ontology annotation, biological process: trichome morphogenesis; response to gibberellin; trichome differentiation. NCBI's taxonomy places the organism in Eukaryota, Viridiplantae, Streptophyta, Magnoliopsida, Lamiales, Lamiaceae. Gene Ontology annotation, molecular function: DNA-binding transcription factor activity. The record is from RefSeq and is a predicted model, not a curated record.